Messenger RNA from Saccostrea cuccullata (small rock oyster), 1768 nucleotides. RefSeq lists its product as uncharacterized. Gene Ontology annotation, molecular function: zinc ion binding; metalloendopeptidase activity. The coding region runs from base 38 to 1768 and encodes 576 amino acids. NCBI's taxonomy places the organism in Eukaryota, Metazoa, Mollusca, Bivalvia, Ostreida, Ostreidae. The record is from RefSeq and is a predicted model, not a curated record. The transcript is spliced from 6 exons.
CAUAAGUAAGUAAUAAGUUGAAUUAGAACACACAACAAUGCCCAGUAGUUGCUGCUGUGUACCUGGAUGUCAUGAAAGAUGCGGGCAUCAGUUCCCGACCGAAAAAUCUAGGAGAGACAAGUGGAUUAUAGCAAUUAAACGCUUGGACGAACAUACGAGAAAGUUAUGGGAGCCUUCCAAGUCUGCCGUUGUAUGCAAACGGCAUUUUAAACCUGACGAUUACGUGACAGAAACAAUACAAGGACAGAAACCAUUACAUGGAAGACUAAAGAGCUCUUCAGUCCCUAGUAUUUUCUGCUGGACAAAGUCAUCGGCGGCAUCAACUUCAAGAUCUUCUCGAGUAGAAGGUCGGGUGCAGAAAAAGAGAAAAUUUGAGGAAGCUUGCCAUGAUGACCUUGAGGACAGCAUUAAUGAAUCAAAUGUAGACUUUGUUGAAGAGAUUGUGUCAGCUGAUGAGUCAACAAGCAAUGAUACUAACAUUACAUCAUAUAGUCCAGAAUUUAGAGAAAUGCAGACACAAACACAAUCACAACCAUUAUUUUCAGUAGAUCAUUUUGAAAAAGAUGAUGCUGCCAUUCACUUUUAUACAGGUCUAGAAACAUAUAGUAAAUUUAUGUAUGUACUUCAUUCACUUGGACCUGCUGCAUAUUGUCUUAAUUAUAUUUUUUUUCGAGUGCAAGGAGUGUCGAUUCCAGAUCAAUUUUUUAUGACUUUAAUGAAAUUAAGAAGGUACACUACAAACUUUGAACUUUCUAGAUUUUUCAAUGUAUCUGAGAGCACUGUAAAAAAUAUUGUUUAUACUUGGAUUAUAUUCAUGUCAAAGCAAUGGCAAGAGGUGUCCAUAUGGCCGCCUCAAUCCCUUGUCAGAUAUUUUUCACCUUCAGAUUUUAAAGCUAAAUUUCCUAAGACUAGAGCAAUUUUAGAUGUAACUGAGUUUCCUAUUAAAAAACCAAGUUCACCGAGAGCACAACAAGCCACAUUUUCAACCUAUAAAAACAGAAACAUGAUGAAAGCUUUGAUAGGUUGUACACCAGGGGGUCUCAUAAGUUUUAUUAGUCCAGCAUAUAGUGGUUCAACCAGUGACAGACAAAUUGUAGAAAGAAGUAGUUUGAAAAAUCUGUGUGAUCAAGUACCAAAGUCCUGUCAAGAUCUUUUCAAUUGUUCGGGAACGAUGACGGAUGGAGAAUAUUGGAUUUAUCCCAAAGCAACAAAUGGACAAAGAGUAAAAAUCUAUUGUCACAACAUGGGAACUGGCGCGUCUGAGUACAUAACUCUAAUGAAUUCAAAUUAUUUUAUCCAGCACGAUCCCACGAACUGGCCAAUUAAGUUUCAGCAAUGCCAAUCAAAUUACCUUCUUCCCCUUAAAAAAGUGGAUUUUAUGAAAGUCGGAAUUCAAAUUCAGAAUAUGGAAAUCAACGGUAACGAUUACAACUUUACCUUGUUGACUGGUUCCCCCACGAUAUCAUAUGGGGAGACUAUGGAUUGUAAUGGCGAAAGUUUUCAAGACCCCUGUCCUCGUUUCUCACAGGCCGUCAUCAACACCACAGGGACGGGGCUGAUUGUGGAUCCUACUUUGACAUGGGGAGCAAUACACGGAUGGUCUCCAGAAAUACGAAACCUUCAGCGAUCUCAAGACAAUGCCCAGAUAACGUUUCACUGUGCAGGAUGGUGUGGUAGAUGUGGCCCCGUCUCCCAGUCGAUACGUUUUCAACAAUCUGACGAAUUUAUUUCAGGUGCAGAUGCCCAGGCUUUAAUUUGUAAUGCUUGA